Messenger RNA from Hyla sarda, 2960 nucleotides. RefSeq names its product refilin A (gene RFLNA). Gene Ontology annotation, molecular function: filamin binding. Gene Ontology annotation, cellular component: actin filament bundle. Lineage: Eukaryota; Metazoa; Chordata; Amphibia; Anura; Hylidae. The transcript has 8 exons. Gene Ontology annotation, biological process: actin filament bundle organization; negative regulation of chondrocyte development; skeletal system morphogenesis. Bases 968 to 1630 code for a protein of 220 amino acids. The record is from RefSeq and is a predicted model, not a curated record.
AAUAUCCUGGUGGCAUACUGCAUCUCAUCGGUCACACCGCAGACAUCGUCAUCAAGAAUCAUGCAGGAUUUGAAAUGGUAUUGGUGGAUUUCUGCUACUCCGUUCAGAUGAAUAGAUCUGCAGUGUGUGAAUAUUUCCCAAAUGUUCAGUGUCGCUCAACACCACCUAUCAGAUUUAAGAGUUUGCAAGCUACAAAAGACAGAGACAAAAUGAGGACUCCUGUGAGGCAUACAGACUACUGUUCUCCUUGGAUCUGUGCAUCACGUGAUUCAUAACUAAAUGACUACAUUGACAGAAAGAGAAAUAUUGUUAGUGACAAGCCAGCAGUCUAGACUGUGCCAAGUAAUCAGGCUCAUAAACAACGUCAUUCUAACAUAUUGCUAGGGACGCUCCUGUGGCGGUUUUACUUGUUCUUCCACACUGAACCAACCCGGGCAGGACAGAGCAGGAAUACUCUGCACCAGAGUACUCCUUUAAGCACCUAAUCAUAUUUCCAUAAAAAAGCUAACCAUAACUGAGAGGUCUGAUCCAUGCACACUUGUAUAAAUCUACCAUUAAUCCUCCUCAUCAUUAUAGGUGUAUGCGACUUUCGGAAGGGUUGGCGUCCCGGCAGUUGCCUAGCGCCGAACAUCACGUGUUCAGCACAUCAGUGACGCCGGCAUUGCCCUAUGGAGGAGGGUUUCCCUCGGCCAUGGGGUGGGCUGAGCGCUCACGUGAGCCAGAUCACGUGACGUGAGAGGCUCGGCGCUGUUUACUGACAUCAAGCACCGACAGUGGAGCAGCAUGGAGUGGCGAAUGGAAGACAGAACCGGAAGCCGCAACCGGACAGGGCCUGUUAUAAGGGUGGUCUACAUAUGCACAGUGGGAAGAUCCCCAAAUUCCGUCUGAUCUGUAAAUCCAACGUGUGGAAGAAAUAAACAGAAAUUGGCCUGGGAUUUCCUGGGAGUAGACCGAGGCUGUGCCAGACAUGGUAGGACAUCUGAAUUUACAAGGGAUGGAAGACAGUUUGAAGGACAAGAAUCGGGAAGGUUUAUUGGAUAGUCCGGAUUCUGGCCUCCCACCGAGCCCCAGUCCUCCAUUCUAUUCUAUCUCUCCUGGCAUUACUGAGAGCAGAGCUGAGGGCAGCAUUACACCAACGCAAUAUCCAGGAGAUGCCUACAAGAAGGAACCCAGGGAGGGAAUAGUGAUUCCAUAUCUUCUCCUUAACAACUCCCCUCCAGAGGCAAGGCCAAGGAUGCACCCCGUUGUGUUUGGGGAAAGCAUAGAAGUAAAUCCAGAGCCGGUCCAGGAAAUCAGGUGUAAUUCAGAAAUCAAAUAUGAUUCAGAGAAGCAUUUUCGAGACCAUGUCUUUUAUGCUCCAAUUCCGACUGUCACAUCUUUCAGCGAAACUAUUAUCUCCACCCCUAACUGCACGUGGAGGAAUUACAAAUCUAAGCUAGUUUUUGAGCCACGCAACAAGCCUCUGAGGUUUCAAAGCACAACCAUCAUCUACCCAAAACAUGCCAAGAACAUUUACAGAACAACACUCAACUACAACUGUGGGGGACCAAAAAAAUGGUUUGCAUCCAGUGUGCAUCUGGAACUGUUUGAGGAAACAAGCCCUUGUAUCAUAUACACAGAUGAUCUGUAACUUAGUACCACGUUCAUCACCACCUCAUCGAACUGCCCAAAACUUAAUGCAAGCAUGGAAGAGAGAAUCUACAGUCUAGAUCCCAAAUUCUUAGAACUUUUCUGAAACUGAAGAUGCUGGAACUGGAUUGACAUUAUCAUUCAUAGCAAAAAUUAUUUUUGUGUUUUUUCUUUUUUUUUUUCCCUUUUCUGUUGUAUGUAAUAUAGAGCAUAUGACUGUAAUAAGAUUUGUUGUAAGGGUUAACUGUGAGAGUUAUUGUCAAGUUUUAGAUGGAUUCUAAACUCCCUUUGGCUUCAAAAUAUUGUGGUGUGUGGUGUCUAACCACCCGUGGUGUGCCCGUGGUGUGCCCAGGAUGAAGCUAAGGAACAAAUCCCUCAACAGAAAACUGCUCAAAGUUCUGUUAGCUUUUUGGGGAUAAGAAUGAGUACAAGAGAAGCAGGUCGGGGGGUCAGCUCUUAUACAGAGGGAUCUGUGCAAUGGGUAGCUUAACAGCUACCAAAACAUUUGAAAAUUUGAAAAGUUUUAAGAGGUUUUAUAAGUUAGGAAAAGAUAAAGAAGGACGAUUUCAAGAAGGAAUGAAGUGAAAUCUCUGAUAGUGAUUUCCUCUAGUUAAAGAACCAGUGUGUUGUGCUUCAUUAUGUAAUAAUGCCUAGUUAAUAUGUAGAUGGAGAAGUGUGUUUAAGCCAACAACUACAGAUAUGGUUACUCUGGAGAAAAAGAUCUAAAUCAACCGGUGAUGAAAUGUUACCCAGAUUUGUAAAUAACUUCUAUAUGAAAUCUUAAGCCUUCCAGUACUUAUCAGCUGCUGUAUGCUCCAAAGGAAGUUGUGGACAGAGAAGGCAGCAGGGAGCACAGUGUCUGACUGGAACAACUACUCAACUUCCUGAAAAGCAUAAAUUUGCUGAUAAGUACUGGAAGGCUUAAGAUUUUUAAAUAGAAUGUUAUACAGAUUCAUGAAUUACUUUUUGUUAUCAGUUUAUUUUGAAAACCAUUUUGUAAUCUGGAAUACCCCUUUUAAUUUCAUUUAUUUAAAGAGGAUUAUAUUAGUGACUUUAACACUGAAGCUGGGCAGGUAUACAGUAAGUUGAUUUAUUAUGUACUAGGUAGUCAAGAAGAUGUACUUCCCUUAUGAAAUGUGACAUGUAAUGUAAGAAAUGAAAGAACUAGAACAUUGGUAGGCGAAUCAUAUUGUACGAUCAUUGUUUUAGUUCAACAUUCUGUGUUGACUAAUUUUUUUAUACAUUUUUAUUAAAGGGGUACUCCGGUGAAAACCUUUUUUCUUUUAAAUCAACUGGUGGCAGAAAGUUAAACAUAUUUGUAAAUUACUUCU